This is a messenger RNA of Symbiodinium sp. CCMP2592, 294 nucleotides long. The record is from the annotation of a GenBank genome assembly. NCBI's taxonomy places the organism in Eukaryota, Dinophyceae, Suessiales, Symbiodiniaceae.
AUGGCCGGUGACUUGUUUCGGGCUAAGAUCUUCCAUUGGUUCGAGUUUGGGUCGGACAGCCACGCUGAAGGGGUAGUUGCUACAUCUCGCAUCUCCGCAGAUGCAUGUCGGCGAGGACAAAGCUUCACUGGCACCGGCUUCACUGCGCAGAGCAGCAAAGCCCUGCCCAUGGAUGCAACGAUAAAGCGGACGGAGGUUACCUCGUCGUCAAGCCACCUGAACAAGCGCAGCGAUCAGUGUGAUGGAGUGUCGGUGAGACAGUGCCUGGAACUGAAGCUCCUCGGCGCGCCCUAG